This is a messenger RNA of Linepithema humile (Argentine ant), 3994 nucleotides long. RefSeq names its product structural maintenance of chromosomes 1 (gene SMC1). Gene Ontology annotation, biological process: sister chromatid cohesion. Gene Ontology annotation, molecular function: DNA binding; ATP hydrolysis activity; protein binding. The record is from RefSeq and is a predicted model, not a curated record. Lineage: Eukaryota; Metazoa; Arthropoda; Insecta; Hymenoptera; Formicidae. Gene Ontology annotation, cellular component: chromosome; cohesin complex; nucleus.
CUCCUUGCUAAAGAGAGUCAACGGUGAUUGUGUGCGUUGGAGGUUUUGUGGCGCCAAUUACGCUACUUUCUGAUUUCAUGUGAUUUAUUUGAUUAUUUCGAAGAUGCCAGCGUUUUUGAAGCAUAUUGAGGUCGAGAACUUUAAGUCUUAUAAAGGAAAGCUUAUUAUCGGACCCCUGAAGUCCUUUACAGCGGUUGUUGGCCCCAAUGGAUCCGGAAAAUCUAAUUUUAUGGACGCCAUUAGUUUUGUUAUGGGUGAGAAGACUAGCAGCUUGCGAGUCAAAAGAUUUAGCGAACUCAUUCAUGGUGCAUCCAUUGGGAUGCCAGUGGCUCGAAGUGCUUCAGUGACAGCUGUAUUUGAAUUAGAAGAUGGAACAGAGAAAAGUUUCAUGCGUUCAGUUCAAGGUUCUUCUUCUGAGCACAGAAUAAACAAUAAUGUUGUUACCAGUCAAGUAUAUCUUAAUGAAUUGGAGCAGCUUGGUAUUAAUGUUAAAGCAAAAAAUUUUUUAGUAUUCCAAGGUGCUGUAGAAUCUAUAGCUAUGAAAAAUCCAAAGGAACGCACUGCUUUAUUUGAGGAGAUCAGUAAUUCCGGUGCAUUAAAAGCAGAAUAUGAAAGAUUAAGAACAGAAAUGUUGAAAGCUGAAGAGGAAACCCAAUUUUCAUAUCAGAAAAAGAAAGGAAUUGCUGCUGAAAGAAAAGAGGCAAAAUUAGAAAAAGAGGAAGCUGAAAAAUAUCAACGUCUAAAGGAAGAAUAUGUCGAAAAACAAGUAGAGUUGCAACUAUUUCGGUUAUUUCAUAAUGAGAAGAGCACUGAAAAUUUUGAAGUUUCGCAAAAGAAGAAACAACAUGAAAUUGAGAAAAUUGAAAAAAAGAAAGAGAAGGCUGAGGAGUUGCUGAAAGAGAAGAAAAAGGAUGCUGCAAAAUUAGGCAGAGAUCUUGCUAAGAUAGAACAAGAUAUCAGGGAAGUGGAAGUGGAGAUUACGAAAAAGAGGCCGACGUUUAUCAAGGCCAAAGAACGCGUCGCACAUAUGCAGAAGAAAGUGGAAUCCGCACGCAAAUCUUUGGCUCAGGCGCGUAUUGCGGACGAAGCUCACAAAAAAGAUAUACAUGAGCUACAAGAGGAAUUGCGACAGGUGGAAGAAGCUAAAGCCGCUUAUGAAGCAAGUAUAGCGGGACAAUCUCAAUUGCAAGGAAGAGACGUGCAAUUGGAAGAUGAACAGGUGCGAGAAUACAAUCGUUUGAAAGAGGAAGCUGGCAAGCAAUCUGCUAGAUAUCUUCAGCUUCUCGAUUCGAUCAAUCGCGAACAAAAAUCGGAUCAAGAUAGACUUGACAAUGAGGGCAGGAAGAAAACCGAGAUAGAAAAUAAGCACAAGCAGAAGGGUCAUAUGCGAGAUGAGGCUCUCAAGCGAGUGGAAAAAUUGGAAGAACAUAUAAGAACAUCGGAGGCUGCGUUGGAGGAUCAGAAAAAGCUCAGAGCUGAUUUACAAUCUGAUGUAGGCACAUCGAAGGAUAAAAUCCAAAAUUUACAGCGCGAGUUGGAAAGCAUUUCGGAACAACUCGGUGAUGCUAAAGUCGACAAGCAUGAAGUAUCCAGAACUAAGAAAAAGACGGAAAUUGUAGAAAAUUUUAAACGUCUGUUUCCCGGAGUGUUUGAUCGCAUGUACAACAUGUGCGAGCCGAUACACAAGCGAUAUAAUGUUGCUAUUACGAAAGUACUUGGCAAAUACAUGGAGGCUAUCGUAGUAGAUACAGAGAAAACAGCCAGACAGUGUAUUCAGUAUCUGAAGGAGCAGUAUCUUGAACCGGAAACGUUUCUCCCACUCGAUUAUAUACAAGCUAAGCCACUAAAAGAACGUCUUCGCAACAUACAAGAACCAAAAAAUGUAAAAUUACUGUACGAUGUGUUGCAUUUCUCUCCGAAGGAUAUUGACAGAGCAGUCCUCUUUGCAACUAACAAUGCCCUUGUAUGCGAGACACCAGAAGAUGCAAAUAAAGUAGCAUAUGAGAUGGACAAGAAAACUAGAUACGAUUGCGUCGCAUUAGACGGCACUUUUUAUCAGAAGGCUGGUAUAAUAUCCGGUGGCAGUUUAGAUCUUGCAAAGAAGGCGAAGAGAUGGGAUGAAAAACAAAUGUCUCAAUUGAAGGCACAAAAGGAAAAAUUAACGGAAGAAUUAAGAGAAUCUUUGAAAAAAUCACGCAAGGAAUCCGAAUUGAAUACGGUUGAAUCUCAAAUACGUGGUUUAGAGACUCGUCUAAAAUACAACAAGAGCGAUUUGUCCGCAACACAAAAGCAAAUUGCGGAUCUUGAAGUGGAAUUGGAUGGUCUACAAAACGACUUAAACAUGUUUGGUCCUGCAAUAGCUGCUAUUGAGAAAACUAUGUCCGAAAGAGACCAAGAAAUACAAAACAUCAAAGAAAAGAUGAACAAUGUUGAGGACGAUGUAUUUGCCAGCUUUUGUGAACAGAUAGGCGUUUCCAAUAUUCGUCAAUAUGAAGAGAGGGAAUUGAGAUCGCAACAGGAAAGAGCAAAGAAAAGAAUGGAGUUUGACAAUCAAUGCAAUCGUAUCUAUAAUCAGUUGGAUUUUGAGAAGCAACGCGACACAGAAAGCAAUGUUUUGCGAUGGGAGCGGGCGGUUCAAGAUGCAGAGGAUAAGCUUGAAUCCGCAAGACAAACCGAGUCUAAUCAAAAAGCAGAGAUUGAUCAUGAUGAGCAGCAAAUGGAGCAAUUAAAAUCGGCUCGCAAUGCUAAAAAAAUGGAGGUCGAUCAAAAAGAAGAUGAAAUCGGUAAAGCUAGACGUGAAGUUGGAGCUAUCGCGAAGGACAUUCAAGCAGCUCAGAAGCAGCUUAAUGGAAUUGAAACAAAGAUUGAACAGAAAAAGGCCGAACGCCAUGCUGUCUUGAUGCAAUGCAAGAUGGAAGAUAUCGCCAUACCCAUGUUACAUGGAAAUAUGGAAGAUAUAGCAGGUGAAACAAGCACAACAAAUGGCAGUGAAAUAAAUAACGACUCCUCCUCAGUGAGCACCCAACAGCAAUACGAACGCGAAAGAAGGAUUACUAUAGAUUAUGCACUGCUGCCUGAAAAUUUGAAGGAUGUGGAAGAAGAAGAUAUUAAAAAAACUACUGACAAGUUGACAAAAAUAAUCAACGAUUUGCAAAAUACAAUACAGCGCAUACAAGCUCCAAAUAUGAAGGCAAUCCAAAAAUUAUACUUAGCGAAAGAAAAGUUACAAGAAACUAAUGAAGAAUUUGAACAGUCUCGUAAGAAGGCGAAGAAAGCAAAAACUCAGUUCGAGAAAGUGAAAAAAGAACGACACGACAGAUUCCAGACAUGUUUUGAACAUGUAGCAAACGAAAUUGAUCCUAUUUAUAAGAGUCUAGCGAAAAAUCAAUCUGCUCAGGCAUUUCUUGGACCAGAAAAUCCCGAAGAACCCUACUUGGACGGCAUUAAUUAUAAUUGCGUGGCUCCAGGCAAACGAUUUCAACCAAUGUCCAAUUUAUCUGGUGGAGAAAAGACCGUUGCUGCAUUAGCUUUGUUAUUCGCAAUUCAUAGCUUCCAACCAGCCCCAUUUUUCGUCUUGGAUGAAAUUGACGCAGCUCUCGAUAAUACUAAUAUAGGAAAAGUGGCAAGUUACAUUCGCGAUAAAACGAGCUCUCUGCAAACAAUCGUUAUAUCAUUGAAAGAGGAAUUUUACUCACAUGCGGAUGCACUUAUUGGAAUUUGUCCGGAUGUGGGUGAAUGUUUGGAAAGCAAAGUAUUAACACUCGACUUGACUACACAUCCAACGCACAUUAACUAGACAUUAUUUAAAACAAAUAAUUAUUCUUUUCUUUUUUUUUUAUAUAUCUUUACGUUUAUUUCGGGAGGAAAAUAAAUAUUAAUCUGAAAAAUAUUAAAUAUUAUUAUAAUUUCUCAGCUGAUUGUGAGUUUAUUCAUAUUCUUUAUUCUGUGACUAAUGUAAAUAAUUUAAAAUUUGGCUUUAAUAAAAACUUGUAAA